UUUAAUGAUACAGUCCAAAUUUGGCUUGUUAGUAAAGCCUACAUUGGAGUUCCACCCUGUGAUUUUGAUCUUGCUCAGAGUGGUUAAUGUGUUCUUGAUACUGGCUCAUGCUUAUGUGGCACUGUUUUUAUUGGUUAUGGCACAGAGUGAGACCUUACUUCAUAUAUUUACAGUCAUAAUUGGAGUCAUUUUCUUGCCAAGCAUUUUGUAUCAGAUAUCCUCAGGACUCAGACAGAGCUACUUAUUUAAUUUGUUUGCUCAUGGAAUCAGUACUGUAGUAAUAGCAAUUGCAAUAAUUCUUGCUGUCGUCUGGAAUGGAUUCCCAGAUUCAGAACUUGGAAACAUUGCAGGAAUCUCCCUUCUAAUUGGGUUUGGACCUGGUGCUAUUGUUUCUUUGAGUUUGUUACUUUUAUUAACUCUGGAUCAACCAAGAAUCAAUCACCCAUUGAUACUAGGCCAAGAUGGAAGACUAUAUCAAGCCAUAAUUCAGGUAUAAUCAUUCUACAAACCAAUUUUU
This is a messenger RNA of Moneuplotes crassus, 517 nucleotides long. NCBI's taxonomy places the organism in Eukaryota, Ciliophora, Spirotrichea, Euplotida, Euplotidae. The record is from the annotation of a GenBank genome assembly.